GAAGGGUUUCACAAAUACACCAACGGUCAUCUCCUCAACGGUCAAGAUUGAAACUCUCACCCCCAAAUUUUCAAAACCAAAAAAUCAAUCGAUCGUUAACCCAAAUCACCUUCUCUAGCAAAACCACACCCUAAUUUCCAUGGAGCAACUGCAUGAUUUCAAGAUGAAUGUUGACGGUGAAACCCUAAUUGGUCCGGAUGUUGUUUCGUAUUCGGAGAAGAAGUUUGGUGGGGUUUCAACGGUGAAUGAUGAAUGUUUGUUCGAUUAUAUGGUUUGUGAUUCGAGUUCAAGGUUGAUUCCAAAUGGGUUUGUGAAAUCGAACUGUACAGAUGAAGUUGUUCUGUUUGUGAACGCCGGAGCCCAAACCAUAGUAGAACCUGAUUCAACCAUAAACUUGGUAGAGGAUAAGUACUUUGAUGGAGGCGACAUAUUUCAAACGAACGAGUGUAUAACCGAGGGUGGUGAUGUUUCAUUCAUUUACCACACAGCAAGAAUAGGCGAGUUUCAGUACCGGUUUGACAAUCUACCAGAGGGUGAUUAUUAUGUUGACCUUCAUUUUGUCGAGAUGAUAAACACAUUCGGUCCUAAAGGCAUGAGAGUGUUCAAUGUAUACUUGCAGGACGAGAAGAUUCUUGUGGAUUUUGACAUCUUUUCUGUUGUCGGAGCCAAUAGACCAGUGCAGUUAGUUGACUCGAGAGUCAAAGUCAAGAUGGGUCAACCUAUUGUGGUUAGGUUUGAAGGGAUCACCGGUAGUCCUUUGAUCAGUGGAAUAUGCAUAAGACGGGCUCCUCAUCUUCGUGAUGAUGUUGUAAACCAUGAUUGUAUAAAAUGUCAAAACUGUGCUGCUGAUAUAGAAGUCCUCUCAGUUCAGAAGAAAGUAAUGCGAAAGAAAUCGGUAGAGAAGUACGAGAAGAGGAUACAAGAGUUGACUAGUCAAUGCCAGCGUAAGACUGACGAAUGUUAUCAAGCUUGGAUGUCUUUAACUGCAACAAAUGAACAACUUCAGCAGGCGCGUAUGGAACUUGACAAUAAGUUGUUCCAGACAUCCUCCCUUGACCGAAAGAUGGAGAAACAAUCCGAGAUGCUUACGAACAUAUCAAGUAGAUAUGAACAUGACAAGAAAGUUUGGGUUGCUGCCGUCAAGGAAUUAUCACAUAGAAUAAUGGUUUUGAAACAAGACCACUCCCAGCUCGCUCUUCAGGCGCACCAAUGUGCUAACUCAGUUCCCGAUCUAAAUAAUAUGGUUUCUGCAGUUCAAGCAUUAGUUGCACAGUGUGAAGAUCUAAAAAUGAAGUACAAUGAAGAACAAGCAAAGAGAAGAAAGCUUCAUAAUCAAGUUGAGGAUGCAAAAGGAAAUAUAAGGGUAUUUUGUCGUUGUCGUCCACUAAGCAAAGCAGAAUCUUCAACCGGGUGCUCAACGGUUGUAGACUUCGAUGCAGCAUCUAAUGGUGAACUUGGGAUUUUAAAUAGCAGUUCCGUCAAAAAGACGUUCAGAUUUGAUAGAGUCUUCACACCUAUUGACAAUCAAGUUGAUGUUUUUGCCCAAGCGUCACCAUUGGUAACGUCGGUUUUGGAUGGCUACAAUGUAUGCAUAUUUGUGUACGGACAAACGGGGACGGGGAAGACGUUUACGAUGGAGGGUACAGAGGGAAACCGAGGGGUUAACUACCAAACACUCGAGGAGUUGUUCAAAAUUGCAAAAGAAAGAAAUGACACUUUCACAUAUGACAUAUCCGUUAGCGUGCUUGAAGUGUACAAUGAACAAAUAAGGGAUCUGCUAACAACAUCAUCAUCGUCGUCAACCUCCAAGAAGUUGGAAAUAAAGCAAGCUGGUGAAGGGGGGCUUCACAGUAUUCCGGGGCUAGUUGAAGCAAAAGUUGAAAACAUACAAGAAGUUUGGAAUGUAUUGCAAGCCGGAAGCAGCGCUCGUGCUGUGGGGUCAAAUAAUGUGAAUGAACAUAGCAGCCGCUCUCAUUGUAUGCUAUGUAUUAUAGUAAGAGCAAAGAAUUUGUUAAACGGCGAGUGCACAAAGAGCAAGCUAUGGCUUGUGGAUUUAGCCGGAAGCGAGAGGCUUGCAAAGACAGACGCUCAAGGCGAUCGCCUCAAGGAGGCCCAAAAUAUAAACCGAUCUCUUUCCGCUCUCGGUGAUGUAGUAUCUGCUUUAGCAAAUAAAAGCAGUCACAUCCCAUACCGGAACUCAAAGCUCACACAUUUACUACAAGAUUCAUUAGGUGGUGACUCGAAAACGUUAAUGUUUGUGCAAAUUAGUCCAUCGGAACGUGACUUAAGUGAGACUUUAAGUUCAUUAAACUUUGCAACGAGAGUUAGAGGGGUCGAGUUGGGUCCCGCUAGAAAGCAAAUCGAUACAGGCGAACUACAGAAAAUGAAAAUGAUGCUUGAUAAAGCAAAGCAAGAAUUGCGUUUAAAAGAUGAGUCGUUGAGGAAGUUAGAAGAGAGUUUACAGAAUGUGGAAGGCAAGAUCAAAGGUAAAGAUCAAGUACAUAAAAACCAUAUGGAGAAGAUUAAAGAGCUUGAGAGCCGGAUUGAAUUCGAAAAAGGAUUACACUCCCAGUUAGAGAAACAAGUUUCGGUUCUUUCGGAUAAGUUGAGGGCGAAAGAGGAAUCUAACAAUGGGCUUCAACAAAAGGUCAAGGAGCUCGAGAACAAGCUUACGGAAGAAGAACAGUUGAGAGCUAUAACACACCAACAGAAGGUCAGGGAUCUUGAAGACAAACUGAAAGAGCAGGUCAAAGAGUCAAAGUCCUACACUUUGACCCUUCAAAACAAGAUUGAGGAACUUGAAAGGAAACUAAAAGAACAAGAACAAGAUUCCGAUUCAACCUCACUCCAUCAAAAGAUUAAUGAGCUUGAGGAGAAGCUUAAAGAGAAAGAAAGGCGAAUGUCUAUAAAUUCGACAGUUGAAGAUUCCUCUAGUUCCAUGAAGUCAUAUUCCCAUGAGGACCCCAAACAUAACGACGGUUCAAGAGACAACAAGUUCAUAAAAGAGGUCGAACAACAUGUUUUAAGGAGUUCAAAUCUAAUGAACCGCCAAGUGGCUGCUGGAUAUAACCGGUCAAAGAAAAAUGACUCUCUUGGUAGCGUAGGAGUGACAAGAAAGAGGUUGUCGAGAAAUAGUGAAGUAGAGAACGUUGAUAACAAUGAGAGUAAGUCAAGGAGGUCAGACCCACCUAGACCACACCACAAGGGUCCGGCAAGAAUGGCUAAACCAGUACCAGCAGGUCAGAGACCGGAUAACCAUAGUAGACCGAGUGGUCCAAAUCAAGAGCGCGAGAACAAGAAAAGGACAUGGGCUUGAUCAUGAACAUAGUAUGCAUGCCAAUCAUAUAUUCGAUAGAUAGCGCGUUAUAAACAUAAUAUGCAAGCCAAUUUGCAUGCAAUCCUUUUUACAGUAGUUGAUAAUAAUCAUAAUAUCAUUCCAUAGCGUUAUAAUAUCUUAACCGUGUGUCUUGGGGUUUC
Molecule: messenger RNA, 3477 nt
Organism: Helianthus annuus (common sunflower)
Lineage: Eukaryota; Viridiplantae; Streptophyta; Magnoliopsida; Asterales; Asteraceae
Product: kinesin-like protein KIN-14R
Exons: 18
Coding region: 140-3316 (1058 amino acids)
Biological process (GO): microtubule-based movement
Molecular function (GO): microtubule binding; ATP binding; microtubule motor activity
Source: RefSeq, a predicted model, not a curated record